AUGGAAGGCCCGGGCUCUGGCGACUCCGGCUCCCCACGGGGCGACGCGCCCGCCCUGCUCCCGCCGGCACCGCCCGCCCUCCCGGCCCCGUCCGCUGGUGAUCCCGCCGCCCCCCUCUCCCCGCCUCCCCCUCCUCGCCGUCCCCUGGACCCCCAGGUAGGGUGGUCUGGGCGGAUCUGGCUGAGGACGCCGACCGCGCCGCCGGCCGGCCGGUGGAGUGCCGCGACCGGGUCCCCCGCCCGCCCCGGCGCGCCCGCCGCCGUCCCGCUCUGCCGGCGGCCUUACUCCCGGGGGUGGGAGUUCGGCUGCCCGGGCGCGGACGAGGCCUCCCCGCCGGCUGCCGCGUGCUCCGCCGGGCGUUGGGGAGAAAGGCAAGGACUUGGGCCCCGGGAUUGGCCGCCGUCGCCGUCGGAACGCUGGCUGGGGUGUCGCCGGCCGAGCCGACUUUGGCCCCGCUCGCUCGUCGUGGUGCUCCUCUGGCCGGCUCGCCCUGGCCCGGCCGGCCGCGCCGCCGCCGCAAGUUGUCGGCUCCCCCGCGCUCUCCCGGCGCUCCCCCUUUCGCCCCUUCAUUACUUUCUUCGGCUCCUCAAGACUGUGCUGCUCGACGUCUCCCCGUCGCCCUGCCUCGCCUCGCCACCCCCCUCGCCGGCCAUCGGCCGCCUUACCCGCGCUGGCGGCGGCUGGGGAUGCCCUAGCUGGGCGCAUGCCGCCUCCUCCCCCCCGCGCCCGCUCCUCGUCUGCAUCCUCCUGCUCCCUCCUCCCGUCCCCGUCGCCCCUCCGUCCCCACCUCCCGCCGCGGCCCCUCCGCCCAUCCCCAUGACGCGGGACUGGGGAGAUGGCUCUGGGCGCCCCAAGCGCCCCCUCGAGGAGUCCCGCGCGACCUCCCGCGCCUCGCCGGACGGCAACCGCCGGGAGGUUAACCUCCGUCGCCAGCUGACCUCCCAGGAGCCCCGGCGUUCCCCGGCGCGCGACGCUCGGCGCUCCCGCUCCCCGCCCGCGACUCCCGGCGCUCCCCUCCGCGCGAUUCGCGCCGUUCCCCGCCCCGUUUUGACCGGCGCUCCCCGGCGCGCGGAGAUGGCCGGCGCUCCCCGCAGCGGGAUGUGGACCGGCGCUCUCCCGCCCAGGAGAGCUGCCGCGACCGCCCCCGCUCCCCUUCGCCCGUCCGUCGUCGUGGCCGCUCGCCGUCGCCCUCCCGGCCGCUCCCCGUUAGCGCCGAGGCGGCCCCUCCGCGCCCCUACCAGCCCUCCCGCAACCAACCAAGCUUGCCUCCCGGCCAGGGGGGCGCUGGGGCUCGGGCUCGCCAAGAUCGAGUGCCCCAACCUGCCGAUGUGCUACCUCUGCAAGGGCUCGAGCCACCCCGCGGCCCUCUGCCCGGACCGCCCGGUGUCGGAGGAGCUCAUGAUGUACGGCCACGGCAUUGAGGGUCUCGGCUUCUUCCACAUCGAGGUCGAGGACGUCCCUCCCCCAUCCCCGUCACUCCUUGCGGUCGUGACCAUUGACUGGCAAGUGACUCCGACCUCGGACAGCUCCUUCACUGUGGUCUUCCCCGACGCCCUUAGCCUGGGCCUCUGCACCCGUAGCGACGACAUCACCCUCGCCCUCAACAAGCUCGUCGUCAACAUCUCUGAGCCCCUGAUGGACCCCAAGGCUGUGGCCGUGCUGGAUACUACUUGGAUCCUCAUCGCUAGCCUCCCCGACAUUGCUCGCUCUGAGAAGGUGAUCUGCAGUAUGUCCAAGCUCCUGGGUAAGGUGGUGGUGGUGGACGAACUCUCUCUCCGCAAGGAGGAGGAGGUCCGUGUCAAGGUCAAGUGCCUGGACUCCUCCACCCUCCGUGCCACCGUCCGAGUCUUCUUCAACGACCAGGGUUUCGACCUCAAGAUCUACCCCGAGCCUCCCAAACACAUCGGCCGCCCCCGACGCUUCACUGAGGACCACUUUGCCGGGGGAAGCGCGGACCACCGCGACGACUCCCACUACCGCCGUCCGCGCCCCUCCCGCCACGAGGACCCGGAGGACGACGAUGAGCGCUCGGGCUGCAGCCGCUCCCCCUCGCCCAUCCCUUCGGACCCCCCUCCGGGGCGCGGGCAUUCGGGAGCGGGCCGGUUGCGGGGGUUGGCCUCCGUCGAGGUGGCCCCGGCCGCGCUGCCCGACUCCUCCCCCUCCUCUUCGGCCGAGCUCAGCGACAUCUCCAGCGUCAGUCUCAUUGUCCUCCCGGCAUCUUCGUCGCGCUCGCCGUGCCUCUCCACCGAGGCCGCCCCGCCACCUCCGCCCCCGACGGUGGCCUCUCCGCUGCUGUCGGGCUCGCCGGCGUUGGAUCCUGCCCCCCUUGGGUCUGCCCCGGCUGACCCUCCUGGGGAGGAUCCUCCGUCGCCUCCCGCCUCUCCACCGGCUUCCGCUCCCGCCCCGGUGGCCGACCUGCCUGCCCCGGACCCGCCCUCCCUCGACUUGGCGGGGUCCGAUGCCCUGCUGGCGCCACCGGCUCCAGCGUCCCCGCCGCGCCUGCUCCUGGUGCAUUCCGCUGAUGUGGCCAGCCCUGUCGCCUCCCACCCGCCUCGGUCGGUUCCGUACGUCCGCCGGGCUCGGGCCUCGUCGACUCCGGUGACUGCCUCCCGCCGCAGUGCCCGACUCGACACGGACCGCCCGGCCGGCCUCCCGGUUCCGUCCAUCUCAGAGCGGGCGGAGAUCCGGGCUGCGGCCCGGAACCUCGAGACAGGUGCAUCCGACACCCCCUCCAGUUCAUCCUUCUGCUCAUUUUCUGCGCUCGAAGCGAUCCCGCAGGGCCGCCUCGCCAAGCUUGACAGCCUUAGCUCCCACCUGUUCGCCUGGCAUUGGCUCCCUUCUAGUGGGAACAAUGGCCACUCGGGUGGCAUCCUCUUAGGUGUUAAGGAUGCCACCUUUGAGGUGGGAGGUAUGGAUCGGGGCGAGUUCUUCAUUAGUAUGGAGAUCUUCGAGCGUGCGCUCAACUUUAAAUGGGAGGUCAUCAUCGUCUACGGACCGGCAGACCACAACCGCUCCCCGACAUUCCUCGCCGAGCUGCAGCAGAAGAUCUCCGCUUCCCCCCUCCCUGUUGUGGUGGGAGGUGACUUUAACCUCUUCCGCUCCCCGGAUGAGAAGAACAAUGACCGGGUUAAUCGCCCCCGGAUGCAGAUGUUUAACGACUGCAUCGCGGAGCUGGGCCUCCGUGAGCUCGAGCGCACGGGGGCCCGGUUCACCUGGACUAACCGCCAGGCGAACCCGACGUAG
This is a messenger RNA of Aegilops tauschii subsp. strangulata, 3243 nucleotides long. NCBI's taxonomy places the organism in Eukaryota, Viridiplantae, Streptophyta, Magnoliopsida, Poales, Poaceae. The record is from RefSeq and is a predicted model, not a curated record.